Rhodotorula graminis WP1 is the source of this 2175-nucleotide messenger RNA. RefSeq lists its product as uncharacterized. NCBI's taxonomy places the organism in Eukaryota, Fungi, Basidiomycota, Microbotryomycetes, Sporidiobolales, Sporidiobolaceae. The record is from RefSeq and is a predicted model, not a curated record. The transcript has 10 exons. Gene Ontology annotation, molecular function: protein binding. The coding region runs from base 1 to 2175 and encodes 724 amino acids.
AUGAGUGCUCGCACGCGCACGGCUCGCAAGAGCACGGCGAACACGUUCAGCUACGCCGAGCUGCCCUCGAGCGGCGACGAGGACGAGGACGAGGAGUUGAGCGAGUCGGGACGCGGGGGAGGAGGGCGCAACAGCAAGGCCAAAGGUCCGACCAAGCGCGCCAAGGGCAAGGCCAAGGCGGUCGAGGUCGACGAUGGCGACGAGGGCGAUGAAGACGUCCAGCCGCGCAAGAAGGCUCGCGGGCCGGCCAAGGGCAAGCAGCGCAAGCAUAACAAGGCCAAGGGCCAGCUCGAGGUCUUCAAGACGCUCCCUGUCGAGAUGAUCACCGAGAUCUUCUCGCACUUGUACCCGAACGACCUCCUCGCGCUCAGCAUGGUCAACAAGGAGUACCGCGCGCUCCUCACGGCCAAGUCGUCGGCCCGUCUGUGGAAGGCCGCUCGCGACAAGCUCAAGCUGCCCGACGUCGUUACCGACCACUUCAGCGAGGUCCAGUACGCGAGCCUCGUCUUUGGGCGCAACUGCCAGAUCUGCGGCAUCAGCAAGUACGUCUCGCUCGACGGUCGCCUGCGCCUGAGGGCCUGCAAGAGCUGCCGUACCCAGCACUUCGUCAAGCUCUCGUCCAUCGAGCGCACGCACCCUGAUGUCCUCGCCAAGUUGCACCCACGCGCUCAAGACGUCGUCAUCAAGUCGGGCGGCUACGUCCUCCUGAGCGACCUGUACCGCGCCACGGUCAUCCUGAAGGACCUCGAGGACCAGGACGAGGACGACGACAUCGCCGAGGGCAACGUCGCAGCACCUCUCGCGCCGUCGCCGACGCCGUCGAGUGGCCGCAGGCGCAGCUCGCGCGCUCGCUCGUUCAAGACGUGGACGCCGCGCCAGGACGACAUGUCCGACAACGAGGACGACUCGGCCUCGCCGUACACGCGUCGCGUCAACGAGUACAUCGUCGCCCGCUCGGCCUUGUUCAAGGAGAUCAACGAGCACGCCCGCAACAUCGCUGUGGCGUACAAGACGGUGCAGGACCACGUGAGAAUGGUCGGCUGGGAGGUCCACCGGCAGCGCUACAACCGCAUCCGUUUCAAGCAGCUCGUGGACAAGAUCCUCGACCUCGAUCUGGGCUACGGCGCUUACGACUUCUACGGUUCGUGGUCGAGGAGCAAGCUCGUCACGUCGCCCGACCCGCUCACGGACGAGGAAUGGGUCCGCAUCAAGCCCGAGCUCCUUGCCCUCCUCGACCGCGACAAGGAGCGCCUCACCAAGCAGGUCGCGCGUUUCAAAGCCAAGUCCGAGCAGAGGAAGCGCAAAGAGUCGCUGCGCCCGCUCUACGAGAAGCUCUGCGCGUCGCUCCCCAAGCCGGCGCGCCCGUUCGUCCCCCUGUUCCUCGACUUUCUCCUCCUGCCGUCGGUCAAGGCGCUCUGGGGCGACAACGACGACGUCGAGGCGAUGAAGCAGGCCUGGACCAUGGCGCUCGAGGACAUCAAGGACGAGGUCGACCAGUUCCGCCUCGACCUCGUUGCGCACGCCCGCUCGCUCGUCCUCGAGGCGACGACCGACCCGGACGACCUCUCGCACGGGCUCGAUGCCGACGACCUCGACGGCGACCUCGACAAGUUCUUCUCGCUCGCGGCGUCGUUCGUCUGCUGCGACUUUGGGUACUGCCGGCGCCCGUCGAAGCGCGAGUACACGUGGCCGCCUCGCCACCAGAUCAGCAAGGCGCACCGCAAGUUCCGCAACAUUGGCCCACUCGUCGACGUCCUCAAGCACCUCCGCAAGUACCACGACGACGACUACAUCCCGUACAGCGGCCACGGCGUCAACGCGCAGCCCCAGUUCCACAUCUCGCUCCCGCUCGAGGUCGCGUGCGCCGCCUCGGCCCUUCUCGAGGUCAAUCAGCUCGACCCGUCGACGGCCGGUGUCGCCGAGCUCGACCGUGCCGGCAAGAGCGUGCGCAAGUACGUGUGGGAGAACCACUCGUCGACCUGGCGCAACUACUCGGGCGAAAGCGCGUGGUUCGACCUCCUCUACGCCGUCAAGAAGGAGGGCCAGAGGCUCGCGCGCCUCAAGCCGCCCGUCUACCUCGACCCGCCCGUCGUCGUCAUGAACCCGGCCCGCAACGGCGUCGCUCCCGCCGCCAGCGACGACGACCAGCAGGAGCAGCUGGACGAGGCCGACUAG